Molecule: messenger RNA, 7149 nt
Organism: Parnassius mnemosyne (clouded apollo)
Lineage: Eukaryota; Metazoa; Arthropoda; Insecta; Lepidoptera; Papilionidae
Source: the annotation of a GenBank genome assembly
AGUCUACAGUCAAGUGCGUUCAAACUCACACGCCGUCCAUCACGAUGGAUUGGAUGUGUCGAGUCUGAUUUCUCUUGCGGUGUUCGCUCUACUGGAACCAUCGAGUGACGCUAUAAGUUACUAUUGAAUUAUGAUAUUCAGUGAUGAAAACUUUUAUAGUGCUCGUUUACAAAACAUUCCCUAUUUGUUCGCUAUCUCAUUUAAUGUGAACGGUGCUUACGUUUUGUUCCGCUGUUGUCACCGUUUGUGAUUUUCGAAACGGUCUGUGUAUCUUUAAUACGGCUUCAGUGACCGAAAUUUAGUUUAAAAGUAAACCGUGUAGGCGUUUACAUACGCCAAGUUCAUUAGUAACCUUUUACGUACGUAACAAUUGUUCAUCAAAUAUAAAUUUAUUCUUGGCGCGUAGCAUAUGCAUCCGGCGAUGUUUGCUUUCCAAGUGAUGGUUUUGAAGCGUGUGUUCUAUCGCGAACAGUGGCUCGAACCGCUCACUGCAGAUUGGUAGUUCGGUCCGCGCGUUAUCGCUAUGUUGUGGAAUAAUAAAAAGAAAAUCAUCGGUCAAUUAUCACUAUUUAGCUGAUAAGGUGAUUUGUGAAACCUAUGGAAUGCCAAAUUGCGUUAGUAGUGCAAUCGUUGUCGGUGCGAUGUGGUGAUUGUGUUUAGUGUUGUGCUAGCGAGUGUUGUAAAAGUGCUUUAAUAGUAUGUGGGGCGCUGCAGUGUCGAAUCCCCCGCACUACCAUUAUGUGCAAGGACCAAACAGUGCAGGACCUCAACGUGGUCCGGCUGGCCCUAUAUUGUCCGGCCCUAAUGUAAGGCAUUUGAGGCCACAGUCUUCGUAUUCUUUGCCUCAUGGUUCCAACGGAGCGAGCCGCUGGGGCUGGUCCGGAAGUCACGCGUCCUCAUUUGAUAGAAGACAAUUAAAGGUGCCACCACAGCCCGCACGGCCAGCUCCGUCAAGGCCGUCUCACAGCAGAAAUGCUGCUUCUUAUAAGGUCGACCCCGAGCUGAUCUUCACGAAGCAAGAGAAGAUCGGCAAGGGCUCCUUUGGUGAGGUUUUCAAGGGCGUCGACAACAGGACGCAGCAGGUCGUUGCCAUUAAGAUUAUUGAUCUCGAAGAGGCCGAAGAUGAGAUUGAAGACAUUCAACAGGAGAUCAUGGUGCUGUCACAGUGUGAUAGCCCUUACGUCACAAAAUAUUACGGAUCAUACUUGAAGGGAACAAAACUAUGGAUCAUAAUGGAAUACCUUGGCGGCGGAUCCGCGUUGGACCUGAUGAAAGCGGGCAGCUUCGAGGAGAUGCACAUUGCGGUAAUCCUGCGCGAAGUACUGCGCGGUCUCGACUAUCUACACUCCGAGAGGAAGCUGCACAGGGACAUCAAAGCUGCUAACGUCCUGCUUAGUGAAAUGGGCGAUGUCAAAUUGGCUGAUUUUGGCGUUGCGGGGCAGCUUACAAAUACAACAAGCAAACGCAACACUUUCGUGGGUACCCCAUUUUGGAUGGCGCCAGAGGUUAUAAAGCAGUCCUGCUACGACAGCAAGGCGGAUAUCUGGUCACUGGGCAUUACUGCAAUAGAACUCGCUAAGGGUGAACCCCCCAAUUCAGAGUUACAUCCGAUGAGAGUACUCUUCCUCAUACCCAAGAACAACCCACCGCAACUUACAGGAAGCUACUCUAAGCCUUUCAAAGAGUUUGUAGAGGCGUGUCUGAAUAAGGACCCGGAGAACAGACCGACGGCGAAGGAGUUACUAAAGUUCCAGUUCAUCAGGAAAGCCAAAAAGAAUUCGUAUCUAAUGGACCUGAUAGAUAGGUACAAAAAGUGGAAAGCUCAGCGGAGCGAGGAAAGUGAGACCGAGUCGGAGAAUUCUGAUUCUGAGGAGGGCAGCCGGGGUGACAACGAGGCAGACGAGCCAUGGAUUAUGACGGUCCGUGGCGGCUCCGGCGCGCGCUCUCUGCAGCCCGCCGCCGAGCGCCGCGACCUACGCGACCUGCGCGACCUGCGCGAGAGAGACAGAGACAACGUGCGAGACAGGGACACCGCGUGGGACAGAGAAAACGCGCGGGACCGAGACAACGUGCGAGACAGGGACAACGCGUGGGAGAGGGAUAACGCACGGGACCGAGACAACGCGCGAGACAGGGAUAACGCCUGGGAGAGGGAUAACGCGAGGGACAGAGACAACGUGCGAGACAGGGAUAACGCGUGGGACAGGGAUAACGCGCGGGACCGAGACACCGCGUGGGACAGAGAAAAUGAGCGAGAACACAGGCGCGACGAUACUGCGAUCCCGUCACCAACGUCGCUGUCGGUUCCAAAGCAAAAUGGUGCGUUAAGUACAAGAAAUGACGACACAGUGAGCGACGCCAAGCCCAUACCGCUCAACAAUAACGCGACGGACAAGCAACCGUCACGACAAUCACCAAUUGUGCAAACGCCCAUAGAACAAAGAAACACGAAGGAAAGGGAAAGAGAUAGGGGUGACAGAGAAGACAGAAAAGAGAGACAGGAACAUCAGGCGUCUAACCGCGAUGGCUUAGUCAAUAACAAGGCCGUUUCCCCUCUGGACCAUAGAGGAGCGAACAAUGAAGAGAACAAAGUAAAGCGGCAUGCGUAUCUCCAACAACUUAUCUAUCCAUUACUGAAUGAGGUGGUGCGCAAGCGGGGCGCGGGCAACGCGGCGUGCGCGGCCGCCGUGGAGGAGCUGCGCCGCGCCUUCGAGCUGGCCGAGCGCGCCGCGCCGCACCUCACGCGCGCCUUCGUGCAGCAGGUCGUACAGAGGGUGGCGAAACAAUCCCACCAACCUUCUACGCCUUCACACAACACUUCUCAGCAGUGGAUGACGUAGGGACCCAUAACGGAUCCGGAUGUAGAAACAUCGCAGAUGAAAUGGGGCUCCACCGUGCUCGCUUCUUCUACGCGGCUACGGCGGAACAACACGCUUAGACUGACAUCAGACAAAUUUACCCGAUAGAAAUAUCACAAAUAAAUAAAUAUAGAACAAAAAAGCAUGGAUACAUAAAAAUGUUAAAACCAAAAAUAAUAACGAUAAAAACAUCUCUUUUCAUGUAGAGAUAAACGAACGCCAAAUGACUGCAUUCAUCUUUCUACUUGUACUAUUUACCUUCAUGUAACAUAAAUGAUUCAUUAUUUUAUUGUCUGCGGUUGAAGUAUUCUCAUUGCUCCGAAUUCCUACGAAUUAUUCGUUAAUAAUUCAUGUCUUAACUUCGUUCCUAAUAUCUAAGAUUUCAUAAUAUUAUGACCAUUUUUGAAAUUAUUCUAAAACAAGUAACUUAGUGCUUUAACAACUAGUUAAUGGGCUUUAAGGCUAGCUACUGCUAGUGGCAGGUUUUUUCAUAGGAUGUUGUUUAUAAAAUUAGUAUAUAGUGUGCUCCUACUAAUCUAGUGACUAAUAAAAAUGGUCUUUAAGAUUAGCUACUCAAAUCGCAGGCUAUUUUCAUAGAACGUCAGUUUUAAAUUAAGUAUAAAGUGUUAUAAAAUUAAAUUGGUAAUGAAGUAUACACUGAUGUAAUCGAAUAUAAUCUUGGAAACUAAUCUACUUACGAGAAAGUAUUUUUACUUGAAAUACUGACUUUUUAACAUCUUUCAGUUACAUCACAACCAUGAUUUCAGAGUCGUGUCUCGUCCGUCAUAUGCGAGUUUAUGACGGGAUUAGUUAGCAUGACAGAUUUUAUUACGCCGCUAUUACACUGUAAAUGUGUUGCUUUACUAUAUUACUUACUUUUCUUCUUUGACUAUUGAUGUACAUAAAUAUUAUCUUUCUAAAUUAUAGGCAGGGACAAAACCUAAUAAUAUCACUUGUCCGUGUGAUCACAUGUAACUUUACCAUUUUGCGUUCGUUUUUUUUUAAUAACUUGUUUUUAUCGUAUAUUUUUGUGUUUGUAUUACUCGAGAAAUUAUUUCAAUGAUUUGUAUUAGGUUUAUAGACAAAAAAAAAUAUGAUCAAUCAGUCUGAGCGACACCGCCAUGUAGCUACGUUCGAGUCACAAAGUUGCAAUGCCAUAGUGUAAUAAAAUAUCACGUAAUAAUUACUUAAGAUGGUUAUGCCUUACAAUAUUUUAUAAUAUUUUGUGCAUUAUUUAUGUAAAUAUUCACUAUUUGAUUCCAUAAAUAGACAACAACGUUGAAAUAUUUCAUUCUUGGAACAUGCAGUAUUUUGGCGCGAGAACUUUAAAAAUAGGAACGUGCGUAGGUGACAGCACAUUUUUAUCGAUAUACGUCGGAUAUGUCGAAAAUCAUAUUAAUAUAAAAUGAUUUGUCGAAUUAUCAUCUUUGUGGAAUGAUUGAUAUAAUAUAAUAUCAGCGGUUUAAUUUAUCAGAUACAGUUAGUGAGUUAAUUUUUAAAUCCGUGGUUACCUGACAGUCAUUGUUAUUUAGAUAUCGAUUUGAUUUUAAUUAUCAUUUCUAAUUGUAUAAAAAAUCCCCAGUAGCUCAGGAGAUAAGCUCUCGUCUUAAAAUUUGAAUGGUACUCGAGCAAACCGAGUUCUUACCCCGCCGGCACCAAUUUAAUUGUAAUUAAAGAGUUGAUUAAAUCAUCUGCGAAAUAAAAAAUCACAUACAUCCCUCUAUAUAAAAAAUAGUUCGAAGUAAUGUGAAAUCUGCCAACACGCAUUGGGUCAGCGCUUCAAUAAUGAGAGAAGGCAUUGCCCAGCUGUGGGCCGAUUGGAAACACUUGCACUUACUUUUAUAGAAUGUUUUUGCGCACAAGUAACGCAUGUUCCAAGAAUUCUGGUAGCAUUGACUUAGUCUAGGAGCUACAUUCGCUUUCGCUAACGUAUUUUUAUGUCCUGUUUAGUUUUAAUGCAGAGUUGUUCUGUUCGAUUUUGUACUCCUCACAGUGUGUGUAAACCGAGCGGUCACGUGACCGCAUAUUUAUGUAUUCACCGUGAGUCACCUUUAUUAGUAUAAUUUACCAGCGUCUGUUUGUUGUGUUGUGUGCUCAGUUGUUUGCAACGGUAUAAUUGGAUAUUUUUGUAACUUAAAUAUUUGUGGAGAGCUAAUGUUGCUGUACUUCGCCAAUGUUUUGCCAUAAUUUUUCUAAAAUUAUUUUUUCUUUUACUAACACACGGUUUUAAUUCUUUUAUUUUUAGUUUAACGUCUGAUUGAUUUGUUGGCGGUUUUCUAAAUUCUAAUAUAUUUAUAAUUAUUUUAGAAAUUGGUGAAUGAAAUUUUGUAGCGUUUUUCUUUAGUGUCAUUCCAGACAAAAGACAAUAUUGUCGGCAUUUAUAGAAUAUUUGUUUUGUUGAAUUUGAACUUCUACUUGUUUCCGAUAUAAGCGAAACAGCCGUUCAGUGUCCAAUGGUAUAAUGUUGUUAUAAAUUUUAAUAGUUUAGUUUUUUGAAAGUUAGCUGUUAGUAUUUUGGUUAUUUGGUCGGUUUGAAAUGUACAUGUGACUAAUAUAUUCUAAAACAAUAAUAUAGAUGCAGUGUUGCAAACAUUACACCCUAAUCAUAAUAACAAACGUUUCAUAAAAUGAGAAGGUGAAAAUAGAUUAUUAUCUCUAGUAAUUUGUGAAUUAAAAAGUAUUCUGGCACCAACGACCAUUCGGUGUCCUUAUAAAUAGAAAAAAAAAACACAUGCUUAAUAUGCGACAAUAUUUAGCAAUUGGGGUUAUAUAGAGUAUAUAAAUAUGAAGACUAUAAAACAAUUAUUAUUGCUGUGUAAAAAUGUAAACCUAUAAUAUAAAUGUGUAAAUUGUGUAGUAUAAUAUAAAGAAAGCAGUUUUAUGAAGUGUUCAUAAGCGUCUGGAGGUUAGUCUUUCGAUAAUCUAUCUCCACGCGGUUCGGAGUGGAACCCAUAUUGUUUAUUACGUCUAGUUUUUAGUUCUCAGAAUUUCUAAGGUAGGCAAGUUCACUAAAUGCCUCUGAUGCGUAGUUAAUAAGUUGCGGUCAUGGGUGGAGCUAGGGGAGGAAAGCAAAGGGGCAAUAGUACUGUGAAAAGCAAUCAUAGAUAUUCUUUAAUUGUACUUUAUUUUCAACCUUGACCCUAGCUGCAUCCAAGACCAUUAUGGGUUUCGCUCCCGAAAUGUAUCGCGUUUGCCUUGUAAUUUUCUUUUGUUUUGCCAUGUGAACCACGCAUGGAAGAUGUUACGUUGAUUUCGAUGGAGAAUCAAGAAGUUAUUUUUCCACUUGAUGGGUAUUAUAUGGUAAUAAGAGCGUGUAGUGUUAGAGAUGGCGAUAAUUGUUGAUUAUUGAUUAAAUUUAGAUGUUUGUGGCAUUGGAAAGUAGUGGAGACACGUUUUGCGGGAGUCUGGGAACGUUGACAGUAGGGUAGCGCCUAGCACGUGCACGUUAAGUUGUGUUCUCAUGAGCCGAUUUAAAUUGGUCAACUUGAAUACGGUUACGAAUGGAUACUUGUGUACUUUUUUUUAAGGUUGAUCAAGUCGACUAAGUUUUACGAUAACGAAUGGUUCUCAACAUCGCCGCUGUUGAAAACUCUUAUUUCUUUUUAUAGUCGUAUAAAGUCCUUCAUUAAUAUAACAUGUAAGCACGGCUAAUAAAGGCCAUUUUGGAGCGAAUUACAAUAAUUGUUCUUGAUCACAUAGCAGACUGACAGACUCGCCUCAUGAGAACGCGGCGGUACUAAGUUUGCUGUUAAGUUCCUCGCACUCAAUAGCGGUACGUAGUUGUUACCUUCGAAUUUUGCAGAAUGUCCAAGAUGGCGUCGUUCGGUUCAUGGGUAUUUGUGAUCGUAUUAUAUAGUUAAUAAAUUUAAAUCUAUAUUAUUGUAAUUACAUAAAGAAAGAAGUUGGUAAUCGCAACCGUUUGUAUUUUGUAGUAUAGGUACGUGGUAUUUCACGCUUCACUUCAGAGAUUCGUACGUUUCAGUGCGAUAAUUAUUUCGUAAUCCAACCCGAUUGUUGUUAUAAAUAAGCUGCCGGAGCAAAGGAAAUAAAACGAUGCGGCCUACCACAUGACGCCGCACAUGUGCGAACUCAGUCGCGGCGCGCGAAGUAACACGUACAAAGCUGCAAAUAAUAAAAUUCACCGGCCCUCCACUCGUGCACCGACGUGAAAUAACAGCUCGGCGCGUAACAUUAGUGAAAUGGUCAAUUAAUGCUACGGCGUCCGUCAUUCUAACACGUUUAUGUAGAAAACAAAUUCGACUCUGAAAUAAAAGAAGUUAUUUAAUUUUGG